Messenger RNA from Camellia sinensis, 1152 nucleotides. RefSeq names its product squamosa promoter-binding protein 1. Gene Ontology annotation, molecular function: DNA binding; DNA-binding transcription factor activity. Gene Ontology annotation, cellular component: nucleus. The record is from RefSeq and is a predicted model, not a curated record. Lineage: Eukaryota; Viridiplantae; Streptophyta; Magnoliopsida; Ericales; Theaceae. Gene Ontology annotation, biological process: flower development.
UGUGGUCCUCACAAACUCUUAUUCUCUUUUUCACCAUUCUCUCAAAGCUUCACUUUCUUCAUCAACAUAUCAUUAUCAUUAUUCGGCACCAGAUCCUCUAUCCCAAAAUCCCUAUUCAUCUCCGAUGCACUCCCAAUUGCACAUCGAGCAUCAGCAUUCCCGUGUUUCAAGAUUUUCAUCGCAUCUUGUGGCUGGGAGUGCAUUAGGGAUAGGGGAACAGGGAUUUGGGGAGAGAGGAUCACUCGCCUAAUUAUCUUCUUAUUCUAGAACUACUAUUCUCUCCUCACUUUCCUUCUGCUUCUCUAAGAUGGAAACAGGCAAAGCUGGAGGAGAGAAGAGUGUGAAGGAUAAGAUGAAGGGAGAAGUGGUGGAAGAAGAAGAGGAAGAGGAGGAAGAUGAAGAUGAAGAUGAAGAUGAUGUUGGGUUAGGGUCUGGAGAGGAUGACAAGAAGAAGAAAGAAUACAACAAAAAAGGAUCUAGCAGAGGAGGAUCAACGCUGCCUUCUUGUCAGGUGGACAAUUGUACCACUGAUAUGACUUAUGCCAGGCCGUACCACCGCCGACACAAGGUCUGUGAAUUUCAUGCUAAGCUUGCAGUUGCUGUUGUUGCUGGACUCCGACAGCGGUUCUGUCAGCAAUGUAGCAGGUUCCAUGAGCUAUCAGAGUUUGAUGAAACCAAAAGGAGUUGUCGCAGGCGUUUGAUUGGACAUAAUGAGCGUCGCCGCAAAAGCUCACAUGACACUCAUGGAGAAGGAUCAAGCUGAAAACGGAAUAAGAAUCACAAAUAAAUUGUUGGCAGACUAAUGAAGUCUUCAGACAUAUAACUCUCUCAGGAAAGGCCUCUUACAGGCAUGUUCCGAUCAGAUCAAGAGUACCUUUGCAAUAUCGCAGCAUGCUCUCUCUCUUCCGUCAAUCCUUGGAUUUCUUUACCUAGAAUUGUUAAUCUUUAAUUAUGUAUGCUCUCUAUCUUCUGUCAAUCCUUGAAUACUUCAUCUACAGAUUGCUGGUCUUUAAUCAUAUGCAUUAAGUAUUGCUUGUGUUUGAAAACAAAAGGCCUAAUAGCUUUAAGACAAUUCAUUUCUGUUCUACUUUCUGUUAGAUUUACUGUUAUUAUCAGUAAGUACGGGAUUUAGGCCAAUGGUUAGGAUUCUCA